AUGGCCUGGGCAGUACCAGAGUACCGGAGUUCUUUCGAAAGCGACUCCAUCACAAGUCAACACAUUGACUCCGACUCUGAUUCCUUAAAUUCAGAUCUAGAUCUCCCACGCUCGACAAAGCCAGGCACUGCUUUUGGUGCUGUACGCAACAGAUAUAUCCGGAGCAUAUCACACAAUACCAGUAGUGACCAUCCGUCACGCGUCUCUGUUAGUAACAGUGAAGAAGAAGUCGCAAGAAGAGCCGAGUUAAGGUGGAUCAUGCGCCUAAGAAUCCAAGAUCAGCUUGAGUCAGACGAGGCUGAAGAUCAAUCAGAAAACAAACCGACGGUCAGCAUUUACCGUGUAGCUUCCUCUGCUAAUAGUGCCCUGCCAAUUUCUAGACCUCGAGAUGCUAUUGAGUUUGGCGUUAACAAUUCUUCCUCCAGUAAUGGACAACCCGCUCGACUUAAUCGAGAGAGGGGCAACCACGGCACCCCUCAAGAUUUUGGAGGUUCCCACGGGUGUGCCACUGCACCCGAGAGAGAUCCUUCAGAGGAACCUGACAUGGCUGGUAGGAAUAAUGAUUCAAGUGAGAAUGCUGUUAUUCAAAGGCCCUUACCCAUACAUCCCUCAGCGCAUAUCUCAUUGACCGACGUUGAACUCUCUCCUUCCCAGAAAUCCUUUCUACUCUCCAAUGGCUCAGGGCGUCUUGAUCGAAUACUGGGACCAGAAAGCAGCUUCAACAAUCGCCAAGCUUCUUCUGGAGAUGGCCAGUCUGCGCUUGGUGUAUGGCUCAUAGCCCAGGGCCUCCGCUCACGAGAUAACUCAACCCUUUCUUUUGACGAAGAAGAAGAGAAGGAGGAGGCGCAAACCAGGAAAUUGAAUAAAAAAGCUACAGACAACACUCCUGCCUGCCUGCUUGAACCCGGCACUCUGAAAGAUUUUUGCGAUAACUCGGCCUUUUCUGGAGAGUUGCCAUGGGGCUCGACUGUGAGAGCACUCCUAAAUUCGUUUACAGAUGACACUUCUUCAAGUGAUCCAUCAAAGUCUCCAUCGAGUCCAGUACGGCCCCCGAAUAAUCUCUACAAACUGGAUCUAAAAGAACUUGAAAGGCGAAGCCGUGAUUCCCCCCAAGACCAAAGCAACCUUGACAACCAAAACUGCAGGCCUCCACAUCAUUUGAAGUCUCAUUCUCAGGCAUUUAUUGGCAAUGUCCAGUAUGAAGCAGAAACAAUGCACGGUGCUGCUUCUGUGGCUCAGUCAGACUCUGCUAGCUUUGUUCAGCGUGAAGCUGGGCUAAAAACAAUCAAAAGGCGUUUCAGCGAGGCAUUGGAUCAAAAGAGCACCGAGAAAACAGUGUCCACGUGUUUCCAUGAGGAUUUCUCCCACUUCGACACUCGAUCACCCGCCAAGAAACCGCCCACAAACAAUACUUGCCUAGCAAUUCCAGUUAGUCAUUUUAGAGCCAAGUCUGAAGGCGCCCUGUACCAGCAUGGUGAAGACCAUCAGGAUGUCCCUCGAGCACAAAUGUCUCCUUUGGUACCCGCAGAAAAGACGAAAGUUCACGAAAAGGAAGCAAGUGACAGAUCAAAGAGACGCUCGAACAUGAGCAUUCGUCCUUACAUGAGCCGACUACCUACAGAAGAGUAUAGAAAGCAGAAUUUGGAACGUCAAGAGAGCGCAACGGAUCUAUGGCAGCUCGCCAUUAGGCUUGAAGCUGAAAGCAGACAUAGUAGCAGCUUUUUGAACACGCCAAAUCAUGAUCAAAGAAGCCUUUCAUCCAACAGAUCACUAAAGAGAACAGGCGCCGCUCGAAAUAGCAACAAUAGCAUUUCAGACGUGAGACGAGAAAUCUCACAACUGACACCUUCCACAAAUGAACAAUCUUCUCCAAAUAACUCGAAGUGGCUUAUCGAACGUUGGGUUUCCCAAAUGCGACCAAGACCAGCUCAUCCGACAGAGUCAGUUGCAAGUGUAGGACUGGUUGAUCCCCCAAGAUCCUGGUCCAAAUUCCCCUCCUUCAAUAGGGGGGAAAGAAACAGGAACAUAACAUCUAGAGACAAGGUACAUCCUCGGGACUUCGCUGUCAAGCAUGUCACUUCGGAAGGUCAGAUUCGGUGGGCCACAGAUACCGGUUCUGGGAGAGAUGGCCAGCGUGCUCAUAAGCUACCUCGCUCACUGUCUACAAGAUUCGGUGGAUUGGUCAAAUCCAAGAUGAGUCGAAUGAUGCCGCCGAAAGGUUUGCGACACUGGGUGAGUCAAGCCUUUAUCGCGAGGUCUAUGACCACCAGCCCACCUCAUAUGGAAUAUCCCGAAAUGGGCAUCCGGCCCUCCGACUCAGGGUACACUGAAAUCCAGGCGAUGGGUAGAGAAAUCAAUUAUAUGAAGGGUCGGGCACAUCUGCAGACUCUCGAAAAAGACCUUUCAAAGCCCCAUUCUUCCAGAAGCUUAGGGGAUAGAGUAGUUGCACUUAUGCAUGAGACUAUCGGGCAGAGACAUCCAAAACAUGAUGACCCUCUUCAGUCACCCGACAUUCCCAUGAUACCAGUUACGCCUAGUUUAUUCAGACAAAGUAUUGCUGCUACUGCGACAGAUGUUUUCGUCACGCCCAAGAGCCGACUUUCGAACGAUGACGAGAGUGACGAAGAAAAGGGCGAGACAGGACGAGAUUCAACCAAGUGA
Messenger RNA from Fusarium venenatum, 2661 nucleotides. The record is from RefSeq and is a predicted model, not a curated record. Lineage: Eukaryota; Fungi; Ascomycota; Sordariomycetes; Hypocreales; Nectriaceae.